Molecule: messenger RNA, 1700 nt
Organism: Aspergillus glaucus CBS 516.65
Lineage: Eukaryota; Fungi; Ascomycota; Eurotiomycetes; Eurotiales; Aspergillaceae
Exons: 1
Coding region: 68-1432 (454 amino acids)
Source: RefSeq, a predicted model, not a curated record
GUAUAAUCGGCAAGAGCUAAGACACUCCUAGGGCCAGUAAUACCCAGCAGGCUAAGCACGAGGCUGGAUGCCCCAAUACGAACAUCCAACCUAUAAACAGACCCAACCCCUCAACCCAAGCACUCUCAAGUCUACCAUCAUGCUCGACAUCCUAAAAACCACCACUCCCCCGGGCGAUUUAAGCAUCUCCCUCGCCGCCCCACCAAACUGGACCUUCGCCCCCGGCGACACCAUCAUCGGCAACAUAGUCCGCAAAACACACCUCGUGACCCCGGACGCCAGCCUAAAGCUAUCCCUCAGAGGCCAGACGGUGACAAAAUUCGAGGAGUCCCACGGUAAUUCGAAGCGCGAGUACGGGACAACAUGGAAUCUGUGGCCGGUGACGUGGGAUGAGGCUUUCCGAGGCCCGUUGCAUAUACCAGAGGGCGCGGACGUGGACAAGUACCUGACAUGUCCGUUUGAAGUGACUAUCCCGGGGAGGCCCUCAGCAUCUGCUAUAAAACGCCAUGUUGCAGCAGAGAGCUAUCUCUCCUUAGAUGAUGGCAGCGUCGCGCGACAUACCUUACCGGGGAGUUUCUCAUGCUCUAGAUAUCUCGGGAGCGGCACGGAAUGUCAUGGGUCCAUCGAGUACUAUCUCGAAGCCGUGCUGCGGCAUACGCGCGGCGGGUCGUUCGUCAACUGUAGGGCUACCUGCCGAGUAGUAAUACGGCAUACACCCAGCGAGCCUCCGCUGCUGUACUACGCAACCAAGCGCUGGCUCAGCACGUCACUAACCGUUCAGAGCCAACGACUCGAGCCGGGCAGGGAAGACGCGCGCUUGUCCUUCCGGCAGAAAACGCAGAAGUUCUUUGGCUCGUCCCGCGUGCCCAAGUUUAUGUAUAGACUUGAGGUCUGCAUGCCCACGGCGGUGCAGCUGGAUAAUCCCCUCCCGAUACCUUUCACUGUGAAAGUCGUCCCCGAGCUUGGGCCCAACAAGACGAGCGAGAGUAUCCGAGGUACCCUGCAGAGUGUCCAGAUACAAAUACACUCCCUCAAACUAACCAUAACCGCCAAAACCGAUCUCCGCGCCCCAGGAACCUUCAAUGCAAGCAAAGCCCACUUCGACCAAAACACCGCCCACCACAUCGCACUCCUCACCUGCAACCCCCCACUACUCCUUCCAGUCUCCGUCGGGCCCGACGAAGGCCAAACUGAACCAAUCGAUAUAGGAAAACUCUUCGAAAUCAGCCUACGAACCGAUGGUCUGCAGUGGACAGGUCGGCGACGCUCACUUUGGCGGACUAUAUUCAAUGACCGGUCUGUGUAUCCGGAUUUCGUGUCGUAUUUGAUUAAGCAUGGGCAUUGGAUUUGUUGGGAGAUUGGGCUGGGGGUUGCGGGGGAGAGGAUGAAGGUUAAGGGGAAGGCGGGGGUGAGGGUUUUGACGGCGGAUUGAGGGGUUGUUUUGGGCUUUGGGGUGUUGGUUUGUGCUUAUUGAUAUGAUUUCAUGCGUACUUGAAAUACUGUUCAUCCAACAAGUGUGACGUCUGGAUUGGUAGGGCUAGUAUUUGCAUCCACGGCACCUGAAAUAGAUACCCACACGUCCAAAGUCAUCUUCUCCAUUAAAAGAGUAAGCACACCAAACUCCUUCAAGUUCUAUCCUAGUGACAAUCCAUUGAAGAGUGUUACAUAUGAAGUCUUCACAUGUUUCUGUGGAGUACCCC